Messenger RNA from Phragmites australis (common reed), 1153 nucleotides. RefSeq lists its product as uncharacterized. The record is from RefSeq and is a predicted model, not a curated record. The transcript has a single exon. Gene Ontology annotation, biological process: shoot system development; root development. Lineage: Eukaryota; Viridiplantae; Streptophyta; Magnoliopsida; Poales; Poaceae. Bases 326 to 1042 code for a protein of 238 amino acids.
UGAUUAAUCCAUCGCACGAUCUGUAUCAGAUGCUCAUCUCGACGCCCCUUCGCCCGUGCAGGCGAGUUUGCCGCUCAUAAUGCAGACAUGACAGCAUCUUAAGCUCAACAAGCGAUGCCUCACCACUUGAUUACACAUGAGAAUGAUUCUUGCUGUCUGCUGGUUCAGCUGUGCAGUUUCUUCAACUUCUUUCACUAUUUAAAGAGGGGAACCCAAAGCCCGGAAGACACACACCAUUGCAGCAGCUUGCCUUCUUUUGUCUUCUCUUCUCUUUCAUUUCAAGAGAAAAGAAGCUUCACAGCUUCCAUUCCAUUCCAUUCCACGCAUGGCCUGCCAUCUGAGGUCCGCGAGUGUGCCUUCCAGCCCUCGCUCCAACGAAGCCAACGUCGAGGAACAGCUGCAGAGCCUGAAGGCGGUCGUAUCCUCACCUUCCGCGACCAUUCAAACCAUGGUUGAUGGUCUGGCCAAGCUCGGGAGCAUCUACAGCCGCAUCGAUGAGCUCACAUGCUUACCCAGCAGCCUGCGUCAGCAGAGGAAGGCAGUAGAGGAGGAGCUCGAGCGCUCUCUCGUCCUUCUUGACCUCUGCAACGCCAUGCAGGAGAGCUUCACGGAGCUCAAUGACAGCGUCCAGGAGAUGCAGCUGGUUCGCAAGAGAGGAGACGAUGUGGCUGUUCAGGCCAAGGUUCAGUCUUACAUCCGCUCAGCCAAGAAGGCGCACAAGCCGUUCAAGAGGAUCAGCAGCAUCAAGGCUGCUUCUGACAAGGAAUGCUGCAGGGUGGUCAAGCUCUCGGUUGAAGCAAGAGAGAUCGCUGUGUCGAUGCUCGAAUCGACAUUGGAUCUCCUGUCGAAGCAGAUUGCGAUGCCGAGUUCUGGCAAGUGGUCGCUUGUAUCCAAGGCAUUCCAGAAGAAAAGAGUUGUGUGCGAGGAUGAGCAAUUGCAGGCGUUGGAGUUGAACAUUGUGGAUCUUCAGAACGGAGUUGAAACUUUGUUCAGGAGAAUGAUCCAGAUCAGAGUUUCUCUUCUGAAUACUCUUAGCUUUUAGAGGGCAGAUCAGGCACCAACCAACUCUGAUCCCUGUGAUUGGCGUCCACCUUUUAGAGGAUUUGCUGAUCAUUCAAACAAUUUUGAUGUAUAUAUAUAAGAAAAAGUGUAC